Porites lobata is the source of this 3631-nucleotide messenger RNA. Lineage: Eukaryota; Metazoa; Cnidaria; Anthozoa; Scleractinia; Poritidae. The record is from the annotation of a GenBank genome assembly.
GUAUGCAGGUCAUGUAACGAGAGCAGCAUUUGAAGACAAAAAGACCGGUUACACAUAUGAACAUGGAAAAUCUAACUGCAAAGUUUUCUCAUCAAACUCGUUUGACGAACAGUCGUGGCUUUUACCUUCGUGUCACAGAGGACAAUGUGGAAGGAGUCGAAGAUGAAAACGAUAAGUAUAGUGAGUACGUAACGAAAUUUUGUACAGUGCAGUCUUCAUCAGGCUUCGGUACCUGUCGUCAUCUCAUCAAAAUUGACUACAUUUUGAGACAAACGGUCAUAUCGAAAUACCUUACUGCUACUAAAUCCCAGCCAAAGCGAGGGCCAAAGGCCCUCGACCAGGCGAGGCUUUGUUAAAAAAUCUGAUCGCACGAAGAUCGUAAGUGGAUAGCUUAGGGCAGUGAAUUAUCGGUUGGCGAUAUGUCAGUUUAAUGGGUUGGGGGACUCAGCUGACGACCGAAACAGACGGGCCGCACAGCAAAACUGCAGCAAACUAGGUUGUUUUUGCAACGCAUACCCAAUCGAUAACAGUAGGAAAAACAAAUCAGUUCGUGCCUCUGCGUCUCGAAACUGAUAUAAGAACAAUGUUGGCAGGCACGGUUUUGCACGAGAAAGUUGCUUGUAAUUCCUGAAUUUAUAAAUAUAGAUUACUUCCCUAAGAAAGUGGAUCUUCUUGAGAAACUGAAAUUUAUUCUUGAUCAGUUGAAAAUAUCUAGGAAAUAUUUACUGUAGACCGUGGAAUGCUUAUGCUUUUCUGAUUUUUUAUGUACAUAUUUAUUUAUUCAUUCAUUUUUCUGGAUGUGAUUUACAUCCUUGAUCAUGAGUCCUCCCUCAGUUUGUGACAUGUUUACUUUAUAUGUUUCUAACAUGCAGUGAUUGCCGUGGGUCAGGAGCCUAUUAGACUCUUGCAGGGGUGUGAUAAUUAAAGCUACUACAUACAAGGACCAUUGACAAAGUAGCACUACAUAGAGCGCCUUAUCACUAACUUUUAAUGUUUCUGUUGUUGUUGUUGUUGUUUUUUCUUCUUAUUAUGUUGCUUCAACGGAAAACUAUUAUUAUUAUUUUUAUUAUUAUCGAGAACGCACACGUUUUAUCGAAAUCGAUUGCCCGGUUCUUCGAAAGGUGGUUACAUUUAACCCAGGAUUAAGCCAAAUUUUAAGCACGGUUUUCUUGUUUGAAAAUUAACAUGCAACUCCAGUUACAAAAUGCUGUUGGGCCUUCACUCCGAAGAACGGCAAUGAUAACACAAUAUGUUAAUCUAAGCAGUACAUAGGAAGGUAAAAUACAAAAACGGAACAAAAUUUUUAUCCUAGAUUGACGCUAAUCGGCUUUUUGGGAACCUGUUUUUGUACAUAAAAUAAGAAUUCGCUCUAGUGUGACCAGGGGCCCGUUUCUCGAAAGUCCCGAUAAUUAACGGGCCCGGUAAGCUGUCUCCGUUUAUAUUAAACAUCGAGGUUUCAAUAGGUUUGCAUCUAACAUGAUAAAACUGUCAGUUAAUGAAACUAAAUGGAGUAGUUUGCUAGCCAGGACCCUCUCUCUUAUUCUUUAUAUUUCGAUUUGAAUAUUUGAUUUCGGGCCCGUAAAGUUACCGGGACUUUCGAGAAACGGGCCCCAGGGCCUUACUUGCCAAUUUUUUAAAUUUUCCGUUAUGAAUUACAGCCACCUUGGAAAUCAUAUCAGUUGCAGAUGGAGGAACCGCAAUCCGAGGGGAGGCGUCUAAUCGCUACAUUGGAAUGGCUGAUGAUGGCAAACUCGCUACUCGUGUAAGUAUCAAAUGCAGUCGAAUCUCCAUAUGCUUCGGCCGUCCACUGCUUUUAAGUACACCAAAUUUCCAUCCAGUCAAAGCUCUGAAGAGUAGUUAUAUUAAUCCUUAAUGGUAGGUGACAAGUGAUGGCAUUUAGCUAAAAUGAAGUUAAGAAAUUCUGCAGAUCAGUUCUUUUCUAUAAUUCUUUUUGUUUUUCAUCGCGUUUUUGUUUGUCAAAAUAUGUGAUAAAGCCAAAGUAAAGUUUUAGUACUUUUAUUAGUACUCGGACGAUUAUGUUAAUAAUCAUAACUAUAACAAAAUUCUCAAAUCUGAUUGGUUCUCAACUGCCCUGAUUUCAGCCUUAAUUGGACAGUUUAAUAGAACAGUACGCGUCAUGCCUAAGUAAUUGGACAGUACGCGCCAUCACGCGCGCGCUUAAAUGGCUUUUUUUUCACUGCUAGCAAAACAAAAUUUCGAAUUUCUUGUGUUUUGGUUUAAAAAAUAGCCUAAUGUAUCACAAAUUUUGUUAAAGUUAUGAUUAAUUGGUAACAGAACUUUGUGUCGUCGAUUCGGUCUGUAAUCAUACUCGUGAUUAAACAAAUCGGACUCCCGCUACGCGGUCGUCGUAAUUGGACAGUAGGGAGCUUAAGCAACAGCGUUUUUGGGCGACGGACGUCAACCGGAAGUGGACUUUUUGCAUCACUGGGGAAUGAUUUACAGAAACCGGUAAAUCGUCUUAAAAGAGAAAAGAAACUCAGCAAUACAAGUUUGUUAGCGUCAAGGCAUAUAAAAAGGGAGUCCUGUUACCAUUACUCAAAAUCAUAACUAUAACAAAAUUCUCAAAAAUCUGAUUGGAAUAUCUUGUGCCCUGAUUUUUCAGCUUUAUAUUAACAAAUUUUGGAGGGGUUAAUAGGACAGUGCGCGUCAUGUCCCUAAAUCAUUUGAUUAAACAAAGAAUCCCGCCAUCAUCGUCCGCGCUAAUCACUCGUAUGAUUUGUAUAAAUGGCUUUUUUUCACUAUUGGCAAAAAGAAGAUCUUGGAAUUUCUUGUGUUUUGAUUUUAAAAACGAGCCUUAUAUAUAUAUAUAACAAAUUUUGCUAGGGUUUUAGUUAAUUGGUGACAGAACUUCGUGUAGUCCAAUUCGGUCUGUAAUCAUACCCGUGAUUAAACAAAUCGGACUCCCGCUACGCAGUCGUCCGAUUUUGUUAAUCACUCGUAUGAUUACACACCGAAUUGGACUCCACUCAGUCCUGUUAGGUAUUCUUGAUAACGUAACUGAUAAAUAUAGUUUUUACUAAAAUAGCGUUAAUAAAUUGGUGUCAAAAACCAGGUUAGAGUUACUCGAAGAAUGCUUUUCGAGAACAAUUUGAGGCUGAAAGUGAAUGAAAACAUGCCUUACUUGCUGUCGUAAAAAAGGAGCUUAAAACAACGUUGUGAUCUUUCAACAGAAGUCUUUAACGGAGGAUUGCAUAUUCAGAGAACAUCGUAGCUUUAAUGGUUACAGCGUUUUUAAAUCCAGUUGUCACUCUGGGUGGUACCUUGCACUGAGUAAAGAUGGCAGAGCGAAGCCUGGACCUAGAACCGCUCCGGAUCAAACAGCUGUACAGUUUUUCGAGGCAAAUUUUGAUGAUCAUGCGUCAUGGCUACUUGGUCAUUCAAAACCUUUGGUUUUCAAGGCACAAACGUUUUUGAAGACUGACUAGUACAAGGAUUUGAGACUCGUUAGAAAUGUAAGAUCAGUCCUUUUAAAGCCAAAUAGACAUGGGGUUUGCCACUCUAAAGUAGGAAAAAACUCGAUGAGGAUGCCAAUUUGAUCACUUGAAAUAAACAGUUUUCUUUUCUACUGCUAGCCUGAAUUUCAUCCGAUUACAUCGAGUCGUUAUAGGAG